CGAAGGCAAAGGCAGCUAGUGGCCUAUGGAUCGCGGGAAUUAACUCUCCUCAGGCCGUCACUGUCGCAGGUACUCAUGAGCUCAUUGAUGCUAUGGUCGAGCUUGCGAACGACCCAAAGGACAAGAUUUUCGCAGCUAAAUUACGUGUUGGAUGCGCAUUCCAUACUCCUCUCAUGGAGCCCCAGGAGGAGCUUUUCAAGUCGCUCAUGCAGGAACCCCUUGGGAAAGGUACAAAUAAGCCUGUUGCUCGAGUUAUGUCCACGGCCGAUGGAAAGUGGUUGGACCGCGAUCUCGACAUCGAUUACUGCUGGGAUAACAUUCGUCGACCCGUUUUGUUCGGUACCGCCAUUAACAAGCUAAUCAACGACGAAGGUUCAGAGGGACUAUUAUUCCUUGAAAUUGCCCCUCAUCCUGUACUGAAGGCUUAUAUCGAGCAAUGCGGGGGUGAACCUGUUAGCUUGAUUCGCCGUCCUAACCCCAAAGUUCCCGCGCAGAACACUGGCGAACACUAUCAAUUCC
Molecule: messenger RNA, 519 nt
Organism: Serpula lacrymans var. lacrymans S7.9
Lineage: Eukaryota; Fungi; Basidiomycota; Agaricomycetes; Boletales; Serpulaceae
Exons: 1
Biological process (GO): fatty acid biosynthetic process
Molecular function (GO): fatty acid synthase activity
Source: RefSeq, a predicted model, not a curated record